Molecule: messenger RNA, 3042 nt
Organism: Protobothrops mucrosquamatus (brown spotted pit viper)
Lineage: Eukaryota; Metazoa; Chordata; Lepidosauria; Squamata; Viperidae
Gene: KIF18B
Product: kinesin family member 18B
Exons: 14
Coding region: 1-2517 (838 amino acids)
Biological process (GO): microtubule-based movement
Molecular function (GO): microtubule binding; microtubule motor activity; ATP binding
Source: RefSeq, a predicted model, not a curated record
AUGGUGCUCAUAUCACCAUCUGAAGAAGGCAAUGUGACAGUUGUGGUCCGAGUGCGCCCACAGAUUUCACGGGAGCAAGAAGGAAACCGCCAAAGCACAGUGCAGGUGCUGAGUGACAACAUGCUGGUGUUUGACCCUGAAAAAUCAAGCCUGCUGGGCUUCCAAAUUCACGAGUCUGUCUCCCAGAAGAAAGGCAAGAAUAUGAAGUUUAUUUUUGACCGGGUUUUUGGAGAAAUGGCUACCCAAGCAGAAGUCUUUGAGAAUACAACUAAAGAGAUCCUGAAUGGUGUGCUGAGUGGCUACAAUUGCUCUGUAUUUGCAUAUGGUGCAACAGGAGCUGGUAAAACAUAUACCAUGCUGGGAUCAGAAAAGGAACCUGGUAUCAUGUACCUCACUAUGAAGGAGCUGUAUAAGAAAAUAGAGGUUAAAAAGGAAGAGAAACUCUGUGAGGUGUUCAUCUCCUAUCAAGAGGUAUAUAAUGAGCAGAUUUAUGACCUUUUGGAACCAAAGGGUCCACUAGCUAUCCGGGAAGAUCCAGAGAAAGGUAUCUUGGUGCAAGGUCUUUCAGUUCAUAAGCCAAAAUCUGCUAUGCAGGUUCUAGAGAUGCUAAAGCAAGGAAAUCUGAACCGUACACAGCACCCCACAGACAUGAAUGCCACUUCUUCACGAUCUCAUGCAAUUUUUCGGAUCUGUGUGAAGCAGCAAAAUCUUGUGGCGGGCAUAGAUCAGGAUCAGCUAGUGGCAAAGAUGAGCCUGGUUGAUUUGGCUGGCUCUGAACGUGCCUCUGCUGCCAAUACCAAAGGAGAACGACUCCGUGAGGGUGCCAACAUCAACCGAUCCCUACUGGCUCUCAUUAAUGUUAUUAAUGGGCUGGCAGAUGCCAAGAGUAAAAAAGCCCACAUUCCAUAUCGGGACAGCAAGCUAACGCACCUCCUAAAAGAUUCUGUUGGUGGAAACUGUUGGACAAUCAUGAUUGCAGCUAUUAGCCCUUCCAUACUUUCCUAUGAGGACACAUACAACACACUCAAGUAUGCAAACCGGGCUAAAGAAAUCAAACUUUUAAUAAAACCUAAUGUGGUGAGACUAAACCACUCUAGCAGCAAAUAUGCAGCUAUUUGUGAGCAACUAAAGAUAGAGGUGGCAGACUUAAGAGGGAGGCUCCGAGCUUAUGAAGAAAAAAUGCCAGAGCUUACGUUCUUCCCUGCUUUGGCUCCUUGUACUUCUGAGCAGAUGGAGCUCUUCAGGUCAGAAGAAAUUACUUUGGAUAAUGUAGUGUUGCAAAAAGAUGAUUCCACAGAAAUGGGACCCUCCCAACUUUUGAAACAAAAUUGCUCAAGAAAAAGCCACACGAAGGAGGAUUCAGAAAGAAAAUUUGAGUGCUGCUGCCCAAAGUUUUCAAAUCCAAUUAAACAUCAGGAAAAAGUGGAAACUCAGUUGCAGAGCAUGGACAAGGAACAAUUGAAGAGGCUUGUAAUAGCUGCUCUGCUGGUAGCCAAAAGACAGUACAGUUGGUUGAAAGUCACCAACUUACUUACUCCUGAAAUGAUAGCACAGUUUGAAGAGCUGACUUCCAUACUUCAUCAAGAGUCCCAUGGAGCCCUGAACAUUUCAGUUUUGGAUGGACAUGAUGAAGAACCGGAUGUGCAACAAUUUAUAAAUCGCAAUGAUUCUUUGGGUAAAGUUCAGAGAAGGGUAAAUGUUGAAAGUGCAGACCAAUUCAUGCCAACAAUGUUUGUUAUUGUUUGUUUCUUUAUCAUAGCUGUCCUCCCUGCCUCUCUUACUGCAACCAAGCAUGCCAGUCCUAAGGUCAAUCCUGGAAUACAACCUGCUGAACCAGAAGCUGAGCUGUUUCCACAUGCUGUCUUGAAGACCCCUCACCACUCAACAAAGAAGAGGAAGGCAUCACAGUCUGAAAGAAGCAUUUCAUCUAGCCAAAGGGAGUGUGCAAAGCGCUGUCGGAAGGCUUGCCUCUCAUCCCAGAAAGUGGAUUCUCUGAAGGAAUGGUCUGAUUUUGCCCCAGUAGACUGUACCAGCACUCCUCUUGGAGUGAAAGCAAAAUCUCCCAGACCAGUUGACCAUCAUACUCCAUUAUAUUGCCCAUCAACAGUUACUAAGAGUCGCAUGCCCCUAGCUCCCCCAACCAUUCAGAAUUGCUCUCCUCCACAAAACUUGAACAUAACUUUUGACCGCUUUGAGGAAUCCUGCCCCCCAGCCUUGAAGGUCAAUACUGUGGAAUGCCCUGCUUGGGAAAGUGUCCAGCAUGUCUCCAAUCAUCAGAGUGUGCCUUUUAUACCCAGGGCCUCCAUGCCUGUGUUUAUUAUGAAAGGCUCCUCUAUCCCAAGAGCAACAUCUCUGGCUUCCAAAGCAUCAUUACAGAAGAGGAGACAUACCACAAUUUCUACUUCUCACUUGAGAAGCAGCCGCAUUGGUAGGCUCCAGGGUUGUUCUGUAAAGUCUUCACAGAUUGUGAAUGCACCAGGACGUCCAUCUGGCAUCCCUGCAUGGAAAUGGCGCUAGAGAUCUGUUCAUUCCUAGGAAUCAGCAUUCUAUUGUAGGCUCAUUCCAUGAAGCUUCUUUAUAGCUUCUACUUGAACAUUUUAACAUUCUGACAACAUAUGUCUUCACCUUCCUCUAUUCUUAUAUAACUAUAUCUGUAUAUCCAUAUCUACCAUGUUAAUAGCAGGUGUACAUUGAAUUAACAGAUGACAGCUCAGUAGCCAUAAAUUAUUAGGAAACAACAGCAACCUAAACUGUACAACAGCUUCCAUUGUAGUUAUAAUAUUAUAAUUAUAAUAUGGUGCUCAUCAUGUAUCUGUUGGGUAAAAAGUUUUCAAAACUAGCUCGUUCUGGACCAAAAUUAAUGAUUUUGUACCAAAGUGAAUGAAUUUUUAUUUAGUCAGCUUCUUUGGCUAGUUUUUGUUAGUAAUAAUAAAAGCUAGUUCCUCCUCCUUGGCACACUGAGGAUAAGCGUGUAAAAGUGUGAACUGAACAAACUAAGCUGCCAAGAUAGUCUGUAACAUUGUACUGUGGAUAUCCCUGACA